Molecule: messenger RNA, 1981 nt
Organism: Vigna unguiculata (cowpea)
Lineage: Eukaryota; Viridiplantae; Streptophyta; Magnoliopsida; Fabales; Fabaceae
Cellular component (GO): membrane
Source: RefSeq, a predicted model, not a curated record
AUUUCACCAUGAACUGUCAUCAUCAUUCCACGCCCAAGAAUCAUUUCUUCUUACCCUUUUCUUUGUUUUUGCCAAUGCCACAUUCUCAGCUACUGUUUUCUCUCAUUCAUUCUCCUUCAGCUUUGCUUCAAUAAAUAUGUGCAUUUUUGUUCUUCUUUUCCCCCUUCUUCUUAUGGUCACUGAAUUGGAUUGUUUCACUUACAUCACUACAAAGAGGGAACAUCUCCAUCUCCAUCUCCAAGAACCAGAACAAGUUCUUUGAUGCUUUCUUUACCCUUUUCCAUUUCCUUCAUCUGGUGUGUACUACUUAUCACCCUUGUCAUCUGUUACCACUCUACAAUCUUCAUUCUUUAGGACUCAUUCCAUACAACAAGAAAAAUAAAAAAGCCAUGGUCUUUCCUUAGAAGAAAAACAAAUAUCAAUGCUUUUUUACUUUUGAUGUUGUAGCCACCCAAAAGGGGUUCACCUAGACACAUUGAUAGCGUGUUUUUCAAAUGAUUUUGGCGACAUGUCAAGGUUUUAGGAUCUGGUCACAAUUCUGAUAGCAGCUACUACCACAUUUUUGUCUGCAAUUUCAAGCAGUAGCAAGGAUUGAAACAAAAAGUAGUCACAAUUGAAAGGCAUUGGUUGUAUAUAUUCGUGUGAUGGACUCUGCUUUUGGUCUGUUUUUGAUGACAUUUUCGUGGGUGUCAUUUACAUUUCCGGGAUCUGAUGGUCAGAGUGUGAAAUCAGCUCAUGUUCUUGACCUCAUCAUAAGGGAUCACACGUUCAAGGCACUGGACAAGAACUUGAGGACAGCAAUACCACAGUCAGUGGAGCUACCAGCAAAUCUUUCAGGCAUUGGAGUUGAUGCUGUGAGGUUCAGAUGUGGCAGUUUGAGAAGGUAUGGUGCACACUUGAAGGAAUUUCAUCUGGGUACUGGUGUGACUGUGCAUCCAUGUAUUGAGAGGGUCAUGUUGAUCAGACAAAACAUGGGUCACAAUUGGUCUUCUAUCUAUUAUGCUAACUAUGAUCUAUCUGGGUACCAGCUUGUGUCUCCAAUUGUGGGGCUUCUAGCUUACAAUGCUGAUGAUGAUGUUGAUGCUGAUGACAAUGCAAACUCAAGCAACCCUUUCCAACUUGGGAUUGUGGCUGGAGAAAGACCAAUGACAAUUGACUUCACCAAUGCCACAAAGUUGAACAAGGAAGAUGGGAUCAGGAUCAAACCCUUGUGUGCUAGCUUUGAAGGUGAUGGAAGAAUGACACUUGCAAAAGGUGACCCUUCAGCACCUCUUGUUUGUGUUGCAAAGAGGCAUGGCCAUUUUGGUUUGGUUGUGGAGUCCUCAGCACCAGAUGAGUUCAGGAACAAGCCCAUAAGUAGGUGGAAAGUGGCUGUUGGAAGCACCAUUGGUGCUGCUUUGGGUGCUUUUCUCUUAGGUUUGCUUCUUGUGGCAAUGCUUGUUAGGGUGAAGAAGAGAUCGAGAAUGGUGGAGAUGGAGAGAAGGGCCUAUGAAGAAGAAGCACUUCAGGUUUCGAUGGUUGGACAUGUGAGAGCUCCUACUGCACAUGGCACUCGAACCACUCCCAUCAUUGAGCAUCACUACAGACCUCAUCCUCGUUGAAUGCUUUCGUUCUGUUCCUCUCAUCAAAUCAAUUUUGUAACAUUAAAUCAAUUUCAUUCUGUUGCUCAUCAAUCCCUUUGGUAACAUCAAAAUCCAUCUAGUGCAAUUUAUCAUUAGCCAGACAAUCCCCAACUGAAUAUCUCUCUCUAGUUCCCCCAACAAUCAUUCUGAUAUCUGUAUUUUCAAUUCAUAGGAUUUUAGCAGAGAUAUCAGAAGAUUCACAUCAAAUUUACAUGCACUUGUCAACCAUAUCAGCUCCCUCCCUUUAGUUUAUGAUUUCGAGUUUGUAAACAGAGAACUUUUUGUUCCUUCAUUCUUCUGACAAAUUUUAGUAUAUGUCUUCGGUUAUAAAUUUCAACGAGUAUAAGUUUCAUGUCAAG